UUACCCCAUGCCUUUUUAUUAAGGUUUUCUAUUACGACAUUUUUUUUGCAGAAGUAAAUUAAUCCACGAAUACUAAUUUAAUUUGACAAAUAUCUUAGAUGAACACGUCUUCAUUAAUUUGAUUAUGUAUACUAGAAGCCUAUUCAAAAAACAGUAUGGGAUUUACACCAGGAAUUAGGCGGGACUUUCAUAGGGUAUACAGAGGCAGUUAGGAACGUAAGAGACAGCUGCAUACACAGCAUUACAGUCAAGACUAUUCAUUAAUUGUAUGUUAAAAUAAACUGUUCGUAAUUGUACUGUUUUUCAACCAUUCAGGCCUGCUAUAUUUGGCCUUCUAAACGUUGAAAUGAAUAAACACGCUUGGUUAGAGUGAUAUUCAGGCGUUGUCCACUGGCGAGGUGCUGAAAUCCCUGCCAACGGUCUAUUGUUGUGUCAAAUUAGGUUACUAGACAGCAAAACUGUAUUUUAUUCAUAUUUUUCGCGGGUGAUGUCAUAAUCAUUGAGUAGAGGUCAGAGAAUUCUAAUAGGUGGACUUGAUUCACUGCUAGCCCAUGUGUGUACAUGCCCUUCAUACUUAGUAAUGUGAAUAUCAGUAGCAUACUUAGCAGAAUCACAUCAACCAGUGUGGCCUCUCUCCCAGCCUGACUCUCCUCCUGCGUUAACCACGCGGUGUCACUGUUCACCAGUAAAUGUCUCAGCUCUGUUCAGAGGGAGCCAGGACAUUCUCGUCCAGCCCUGCUGCAGAACAGAUCUGUUUCAGCUUCAACAAACAUGCCUCUUUAUUUUAUAACAACGAUCAUUCUCUGAACAACUGGCUGCUACACGGGAUUUUUGUACACUCAUUAAUAGUAUCCGAGUGUAUAAGGAGUCUAUGUCUGGCUGGAAGUCAACGUUCAGAAUGCAUCGGGAAAAAAGGUGUUUCUCGGCUGUCUUUGUUUUUUGUACGUUAUGGAGCAGCACUUUGUCCGUGACUCGGUACUCCAUACCCGAGGAGAUGGAGAGGGGGUCCGUCGUGGCCAAUUUAGCCGCAGAUUUGGGUCUGGAGGUUGGAGUUCUGGCUCAUCGCGAGGUAAAACUUGAAAUGUUCCAAGAAAGCAAUAAAUAUCUGGAUGUCAACAAAAAGACAGGGGAGCUCUACAUUGUUGAAAAGAUGGACAGAGAAUACCUCUGCCCAUCGAAAACCGCAACAACAUGUUUUGUUAAACUCGACGUUAUCAUUGAAAGUCCCUUGCGCAUUUUCAAUAUCGAGCUAGAAAUCAAAGAUAUCAAUGAUAAUGCUCCUCAUUUUCGUAGAGACAGGGUGGAGCUUGAUGUUUCAGAGUCGGCUACCCCGGGUGAGAGAUUCUCCUUGCCAAAUGCCGUGGACCCAGAUGGUGGUAUAAACACUGUAAAAAUGUACAAACUCAGUGAAAGCGAACAUUUCACAAUCGAAAUUCAGACUGGGAGUGAUGGUACUAAAUACGUUGACAUGGUUUUGACAAAGGCUUUAGAUCGAGAGGAGCACGCCGUUCAUCAUCUAAUAUUGACCGCUGUAGAUGGCGGGGUUCCUGCGCGCUCGGGUAAAGCUAAUAUCAUUGUUAGGGUGCUAGAUACCAACGACAACGCCCCUCGAUUCGACCACCCGGUUUAUUCCGUUAAUAUGACAGAGAACUCCCCGAUUGGAACGCUAGUAAUGAAGCUUAACGCCACAGAUUUAGAUGAGGGCCCAAAUGCAGAAAUCAAGUAUUCAUUCACACUUUACACAUCAGAGAAAACACAAGACGUCUUUGCACUAAAUCCAAACACAGGAGAGAUAACAGUGAAGGGCACUAUUGAUUAUGAAGACACGACGUUUUACGAGAUGCAUGUUGAGGCUAAGGACAAAGGACAGCAUCCCCUAUUGGGGCAGUGUAAAGUUGUAGUGCGCGUUACAGAUAUGAACGACAACUAUCCCGAUAUCACCGUUAAAUCCUAUAAGAGCACAGUUAAUGAGAAUAUUCCCGUGGGGACAGUCAUAGCUAUCGUAGGGAUAAGCGAUAGGGACACAGGUGACAAUGGCAAAGUCAGCCUAUCUAUAAACCAAAACCUGCCAUUUGUUUUGAACAAGUCCUCUGACGUCCUUUAUGAGCUCAAAGUCUCAGAGCCAUUAGACCGUGAGCAAGUGCCAGAAUAUGACAUCACACUCGUUGUGACCGAUGGAGGAACGCCCCCCUUGUCUGAUAAUGAAACGAUAACUUUACAUCUAUUGGAUGUCAAUGAUAACGGGCCAGUCUUUCCUCAGUCGUUCUACACUAUACCCGUUAUAGAGAAUAAUGCACCCGGGGCCUUGCUAAGUUCCCUCACUGCGUUUGAUCCAGACCUCCAUGAAAACCAGUAUCUAGUUUAUUUCAUCAUAGAGAAGGAGAUAGUGAACACCUCCAUGUCCAUGCUGUUCUCCAUCAAUCCGGAGAACGGUAAUCUUUACGCACUAAAGACGUUUGACUAUGAGAUAGAGAAGGAGUUCCUUUUCCACAUUGAGGCCAGAGACUCUGGUGUUCCUCCGCUCAGCAGUAACGUGACUGUCCACAUCAUUAGUGUGGACCAGAACGACAAUCCCCCGGUCAUAGUGUCUCCGUGGCGCGCGCACGGCUCCGUGGUGGAGGAGAAGAUCCCCAGAUCCACCGAUAAAGGAUCCCUGGUCUCCAAGGUGAUAGCCAUAGACACGGACUCGGUCCAGAACUCUCGAAUUACAUACCAGUUUCUACAGGUUACUGACGCCACCUUAUUCAGUCUGGACCAAUACAACGGAGAGAUACGUACUAUGAGAAUGUUCAGUUACAGAGAUCCGCGUCAUCAACGGCUGGUUGUCAUCGCCAAGGACAACGGGGACCCUGCUCUCUCUGCUACAGUUACCAUAAAGCUCUCAACAGUGGAGACUGCCGUUAAAGCCUACUCUGACAUGACUGAAGUGCCUCUAGAAUAUGACAUAUUUUCAGAUUUAAACCUGUAUUUGGUGAUCGGCCUGGGCUCAGUGUCCUUUUUGUUAUUGAUCACCAUAUUGGUCACCUGUGUGCUGAAGUGUCAGAAACCAAUGCCAAGUAAAGCGGCCCCUCCCAGUAGGAACAGCGUGAUCAGCGAGAGGAAUUCGACUAUCGCGGAUUCCACCCUGGUCUCCAACGAUGCCUACUGGUACAGUCUGUUUCUAGCAGAGACGAGGAAAGGAAAGCUGGUAGUCAGACAGCCUGUGCCAAAGGCGGGUUCCAGAUACAUCGUGUCCAGUCUACCAAGGAGCACUGGCCUGACAGAGACCAGCGACUCAGCGGCCUCUACUUUGCAGUACCCUAAGUGAGGGAAGUCCACUCUGCAGCUGGAGGGGUCGACCACCACUGGCAGCAGUUCCUCGUAAGGCUCCAUCCCCAUUGGUCCGCUGAAGUGACAUCAGGAGGAAUCCAAGUCCACUGAAGAAAGGAACCCCAUCCUUACCCUACUCAGCCCCCUCCCCUAAACGCCCAGCCCCUCAGUGAUACUCCAACUGCACCCCCUUGGCCCCACAAUAACUGUACCCCAAGGACCUAAAGGACACUAUAGUGACCCCGUCCCCAAUCCCCUGUCCCUUAGCCAUGCCCCAAUCUCUUUUUAAGCACACGCUAGCCCCAAUCAACUUCACAAGUCUUUUAGCGUCCAUUCAACAUGCAUGAUUCUUGCAUGGCUCUGGCCCAUCACUGUGGGCCCUUCGUAUUUCAAGAGAAAAGACACUAGAGACACAGAAUGAACAAGUAGAGGUACCACUGGACAUACAAAAGGAGUUCCAAACAGCCACUAUGAACUAACAGAGACGGACAUGGGGAUGUGGAGUUGUCUUCAAAGAUAGUAACCCAUCUCAGAAAAAUAUGUUAGGCUUUCCACUUCAGUGUUUCUUCUUGGUCAGGCAGCGCAAAGGUGUGGAGAUGUAUAAUCAAGCAAACAAAAAAACGUGUAAAGAAAUAUGUCAGAUGGCUAAGUAGCUACAGAGGAUUAAUAACAGUAUAGGACUGAAAGGGAAUUAGUAUUGUGUGAGGUGAUGUGAUGUAGAAGUAGGUAAUUUAGUCGUUUUCUGUAGUGUACAAAGACCUUGUGCUACAUGUGAGUGAGACACUCUUUAGAAUACUUUUGUCAUCCAAUUUAUCAAACAAGGAAAUAGGGGAGGGUUAAUUAGAAAUGCCAUGAUGCUUAGUUUGUUACAAGUGUACUGAUUUAAGUGUGAGGCACGUGACAUCCCCGGCAACUUUGAGAGAGAAGAAAAAACACACUUUUACGUUCCUUUUCAUUUCUUAUUUUUCAAACUAUGUACAAAAUGUGACUGCUAAACAAAAUGAAAUGCCAAUAUUUACAGUACUACAGUAACUACUAUUAUCUCUGCUUUAAGUUAUGAUCAAGGCAAGUCUAUAAUUAGUGCUUUGUGUAGCCUAUAUUAUCUAUCGGUGGUGCAAUGUGUAGUCAUUCUUUUUUAUGUAUUGUACUGUAUCCUAUGGCGAUUUGUUAUAUAUGGGUACCAUUACAUCCAUGAUGAAUUA
This is a messenger RNA of Oncorhynchus keta (chum salmon), 4511 nucleotides long. Its product is annotated as protocadherin alpha-C2-like. Gene Ontology annotation, molecular function: calcium ion binding. Lineage: Eukaryota; Metazoa; Chordata; Actinopteri; Salmoniformes; Salmonidae. The record is from RefSeq and is a predicted model, not a curated record. Gene Ontology annotation, biological process: homophilic cell-cell adhesion. Bases 872 to 3307 code for a protein of 811 amino acids. Gene Ontology annotation, cellular component: plasma membrane. The transcript has 3 exons.